AUGGUCGUUGGUCGAGCAAGACUGGAGCGAAGGGUGACGAGCGCGGCGCUUGCCCAGGAUCAAGAGGGCGCUCCUGGAGCUGUGCCUGCACUCAGUGCAGGGAAGCCUUUCGGCGUCCCAGCGGGGCCUCCAUUCGAACUGGGCAAUUGCACGUUGUGGGAGACGCCUCUCUGCCUCGAGGCUGGCGGCGCUGUCGCGUCGCUUACCGUCGCUGAGCCCGACAUUCGACCCACACUGCCAGCCUUCGCUGGAUCUUCGAGCCUCGAGUUUCCGGUGUCCAGCCUGGGCUCCGUCAUUGCUUGCGUGGCUGCGCAUACACUGCAUGCUGAACCUGCACUGCAACACAAACGGCACUACUGA
Messenger RNA from Moesziomyces aphidis, 360 nucleotides. The record is from the annotation of a GenBank genome assembly. Lineage: Eukaryota; Fungi; Basidiomycota; Ustilaginomycetes; Ustilaginales; Ustilaginaceae.